Molecule: messenger RNA, 324 nt
Organism: Daucus carota subsp. sativus
Lineage: Eukaryota; Viridiplantae; Streptophyta; Magnoliopsida; Apiales; Apiaceae
Exons: 2
Coding region: 1-324 (107 amino acids)
Molecular function (GO): zinc ion binding
Source: RefSeq, a predicted model, not a curated record
AUGGAGAGACUUAAAGAAGCUGGAGGUGAUGCAGUGAUCUGCCAACUUGGCUGUGGGGCAUGGAAGCUCUCUGGAAUUCCUUGUAGACAUGCUGUCAGAGCUAUGUUACAUGCCAAGAUAGAUCCACAUAAGAUGGUUAGCUCUUGGUACUCAAUCAGUACAUACAAGCAAACUUACAGUGAUACCAUAAACCCUGUACCUGAUAAGGAGAACUGGCCAGCAUAUGAGGGUCUCCUACUGAUUAUGCCACCAACAAUGAGAAGGGGUGUGGGUAGGCCAAGUAGAAAUGGAAGGAGGGAAGAAGGUGAAGACCAAAAAGGCUAG